AUGUCCAAGCCAAUCGUUAUUUCCGGACCCUCAGGGAGCGGGAAAUCCACAAUGUUGAAGAAAUUGUUUGCUGAAAUACCAGAUAAAUUUGGGUUUUCCGUUUCAAACACCACUAGACAACCAAGAAAAGGGGAAGUUGAUGGAGUAGACUACCAUUUUCUCACUGUAGAUGAAUUCAAAAAGGCAAUCGAGGAGAAAAAAUUUAUCGAAUGGGCUCAGUUCUCUGGAAACUAUUAUGGAACGACCUUCAAGGCCGUAGAAGACGUCAGGAAAAAGGGCAAAACUUGUUUGCUUGAUAUCGAUAUGCAAGGUGUUAAAUCAGUGAAAAACUCGCAUCUAGAUGCUAGAUAUUUAUUCUUGAGUCCUCCCUCACUCGAAAUCUUAAGACAAAGGCUCGAAGGGAGAGGAACCGAGACUCCAGAGUCGAUAGAAAAAAGAUUAGCAGCAGCCAAAGCUGAGAUGGAAUACGCUGAGACUGGCGCACAUGAAAAAAUAAUCGUCAAUGACGAUUUAGACACAGCAUACAAACAAUUUAAACAGUUCGUACUUGAACAAAAAUAA
Messenger RNA from Priceomyces carsonii, 561 nucleotides. RefSeq names its product guanylate kinase (gene GUK1). The record is from RefSeq and is a predicted model, not a curated record. Gene Ontology annotation, molecular function: GMP kinase activity. The transcript has a single exon. Lineage: Eukaryota; Fungi; Ascomycota; Pichiomycetes; Serinales; Debaryomycetaceae. Bases 1 to 561 code for a protein of 186 amino acids. Gene Ontology annotation, cellular component: cytosol. Gene Ontology annotation, biological process: purine nucleotide metabolic process.